GGAGGGAGCUGCCGAGAGCCGGCGCCGAGCGGAGCCCGAGCGGAAGCCCACCCGCAGCCGACACGCGAGCCGCUGCCGCGGAGGGAGGUGCUGAGAGCGCCGCGGCUGCGGGGCCUGGAGCCCGGGAUUCGUGGGCGGCGAGAGUGCGAGGGGUCGCGCGCCAUGCUCCGGGCCCCGACGGCGCGGACGCCCCCUUGCGCGCCCGCGGCCGGCGCGACCCGGGAUCCCGGUCUGGGCAUUGCCCCCCGACGGCUGCGCUAGGGAGCGCGGGGCCCGGCGGGGGGCGGCCGAGCUGGGCGCCCUCCCCCGGCGCGGAGUCCCCGCACCCCGGAGGGAUGGGGCCAGCAGCCGCGGGCGCCUAAGAUGCCGGCCAUGCGGGGCCUCCUGGCGCCGCAGAACACCUUCCUGGACACCAUCGCUACGCGCUUCGACGGCACGCGUGAGUCCGACCCUCGCCCACUUGCACCCGGGCCGCUGGACCCUCGCCAGGGCUCCCGCCUGCCCCGAACCCCCAGCAGCCCAGCUUGGCGCCCGCCUGUUCUCAACCUCUCCUCCCUACCCGCCCCUCUUGAGGCUGGGGCCAUCGUCUCCUGCUAGGCGCCGUUCCCCCGAAGGUUCGGGGUCAACACUGCUUCAGGCGAGGCAACAGGACCAGAAGUCCCUGGGUGUGGGUCCUGGGAUGCUCUCUGUUAGCUGGGUCUCGAACCCGAACCUGGUCAGUCUGACCCGUCCCAUCCCUGCGUCUGGCGCUGUCGCAGCAACUACCCUCGGACUGGCGGGGUAAGGCGAGGCGGGUGAGCAGUGCUCAGGGACAGCUGAGAGGGCUCAAAAAACAGAUUUAGAAAAGAGAUUUGCAAACGGAGAUAGAGUAGGCGGGACUCGGGAGAGCAUGGUGUGUCCAAGCCCCGUGUGUCAUAGCCUGAACCCCCUAGACUUGGGGAGGCCAUCUAGCCCCAAGAAGAUGGUCUGGGGACUCCCAUCAGGACUGGCGAAGUUUGGAGAAGGCGCCCCAAGCUCUGGAUCCCCGGUUCCGGGGGUCUGAGCACAGGGGAAGUGGUGAAAGCCCCUCCCCCCUCCUCUCCCUCACAUCCCCCGUGGGGCUUCCCAGCUCUCUGCCUAGGUCCUCCUUGGUCUCCGGUUCCUGAUAGGAGGUGGGAGCCCAGCACUGAGCUCUCCCUCCUCUGGGCUCCUCCAUCUGCUUUGCCAGUUUGCUUGGCUCCUGCAGCCUGCUGAUUCAGUGCCCCCUACUCCCCAAUACAUUCCUGGCUCCUGGCUCCCGAGCUCAGUCACCAUUCUUACACCCCCAUUCUUGAUCACAUUCACUAAUUCCUGAGCCAGGUCAGGCAGCUAGGGCUAAAACACAGACAGCAGGAUGUAUGGUGGUCUGGGGUUGACUCCCAGUCUAGGUGUGUCCCAGUGGGAGGAGCCAGACAGCCAACCUGGGUACCUGGCUAGUGGGUGAGCCUGGCAGAAGUAGAGGUGGGGCUGAGGCUGGCCCAGAGCUGGCAGUGCAGUCCUUGUUAGGGAAUCCCCAAUCCCAGCCCUUACCCCACAUUGCUCAGGACACCCUCCAGAGGGCACAGUGCCCGUACAGCGCUUCAUUCACUGACCUCAGUUCACACGUGCUGAUCCUUGAAUGUACUCACACCUGCUUCAGGGCACUGACAAACAGGUGACACACACUGAUUGCCAUUCAUAAACAGCCCUGCCGUAACACACACAGGAUUCCUGGGGUUUGGAAAACCCACUCUUUGGUUGCAGACAGUAACUUCGUGCUGGGCAACGCCCAGGUGGCGGGGCUCUUCCCCGUGGUCUACUGCUCUGAUGGCUUCUGUGACCUCACGGGCUUCUCCCGGGCUGAGGUCAUGCAGCGGGGCUGUGCCUGCUCCUUCCUUUAUGGCCCAGACACCAGUGAGCUCGUCCGCCAACAGAUCCGCAAGGCCCUGGACGAGCACAAGGAGUUCAAGGCUGAGCUGAUCCUGUACCGGAAGAGCGGGCUCCCGUUCUGGUGUCUCCUGGAUGUGAUACCCAUAAAGAAUGAGAAAGGGGAGGUGGCUCUCUUCCUAGUCUCUCACAAGGACAUCAGUGAAACCAAGAACCGAGGGGGCCCUGACAGAUGGAAGGAGACAGGUAGUGGCCGGCGCCGAUAUGGCCGGGCACGAUCCAAAGGCUUCAAUGCCAACCGGCGGCGGAGCCGGGCUGUGCUCUACCACCUGUCCGGGCACCUGCAGAAGCAGCCCAAGGGCAAGCACAAGCUCAAUAAGGGGGUGUUUGGGGAGAAGCCAAACUUGCCUGAGUACAAAGUAGCCGCCAUCCGGAAGUCGCCCUUCAUCCUGUUGCACUGUGGGGCGCUGAGGGCCACCUGGGACGGCUUCAUCCUGCUCGCCACGCUCUAUGUGGCUGUCACCGUGCCCUACAGCGUGUGUGUGAGCACAGCACGGGAGCCCAGUGCCGCCCGCGGCCCACCCAGCAUCUGUGACCUGGCUGUGGAGGUCCUCUUCAUCCUUGACAUUGUGCUGAAUUUCCGUACCACAUUCGUGUCCAAGUCGGGCCAGGUGGUGUUUGCCCCAAAGUCCAUUUGCCUCCACUACGUCACCACCUGGUUCCUGCUGGAUGUCAUCGCAGCGCUGCCCUUUGACCUGCUGCAUGCCUUCAAGGUCAACGUGUACUUCGGGGCCCACCUGCUGAAGACGGUGCGCCUGCUGCGCCUGCUGCGCCUGCUUCCACGGCUGGACCGGUACUCGCAGUACAGCGCCGUGGUGCUGACACUGCUCAUGGCGGUGUUCGCCCUGCUCGCGCACUGGGUUGCCUGCAUCUGGUUUUACAUUGGUCAGCGGGAGAUCGAGAGCAGCGAAUCCGAGCUGCCUGAGAUUGGCUGGCUGCAGGAGCUGGCCCGCCGACUGGAGACCCCCUACUACCUGGUGGGCCGGAGACCAGCCGGAGGGAACAGCUCUGGCCAGAGUGACAACUGCAGCAGCAGCAGCGAGGCCAACGGGACGGGGCUGGAGCUGCUAGGCGGCCCGUCGCUGCGCAGCGCCUACAUCACCUCCCUCUACUUCGCACUCAGCAGCCUCACCAGCGUGGGCUUCGGCAACGUGUCCGCCAACACGGACACUGAGAAGAUCUUCUCCAUCUGCACCAUGCUCAUCGGCGCCCUGAUGCACGCGGUGGUGUUCGGGAACGUGACGGCCAUCAUCCAGCGCAUGUACGCCCGCCGCUUUCUGUACCACAGCCGCACGCGCGACCUGCGCGACUACAUCCGCAUCCACCGUAUCCCCAAGCCCCUCAAGCAGCGCAUGCUGGAGUACUUCCAGGCCACCUGGGCGGUGAACAAUGGCAUCGACACCACCGAGCUGCUGCAGAGCCUCCCUGACGAGCUGCGCGCAGACAUCGCCAUGCACCUGCACAAGGAGGUCCUGCAGCUGCCGCUGUUUGAGGCAGCCAGCCGCGGCUGCCUGCGGGCACUGUCUCUGGCCCUGCGGCCCGCCUUCUGCACGCCGGGCGAGUACCUCAUCCACCAAGGCGAUGCCCUGCAGGCCCUCUACUUUGUCUGCUCUGGCUCCAUGGAGGUGCUCAAGGGUGGCACCGUGCUCGCCAUCCUAGGGAAGGGUGACCUGAUCGGCUGUGAGCUGCCCCGGAGGGAGCAGGUGGUAAAGGCCAACGCCGAUGUGAAGGGGCUGACGUACUGCGUCCUGCAGUGUCUGCAGCUGGCUGGACUGCACGACAGCCUUGCGCUCUACCCCGAGUUUGCCCCGCGCUUCAGCCGUGGCCUCCGAGGGGAGCUCAGCUACAACCUGGGUGCUGGGGGAGGCUCUGCAGAGGUGGACACCAGCUCCCUGAGCGGCGACAAUACCCUUAUGUCCACGCUGGAGGAGAAGGAGACAGAUGGGGAGCAGGGCCCCACAGUCUCCCCAGCCCCGGCUGAUGAGCCCUCCAGCCCCCUGCUGUCCCCUGGUUGCACCUCCUCAUCCUCGGCUGCCAAGCUGCUAUCCCCACGUCGAACAGCACCCCGGCCUCGUCUAGGUGGCAGAGGGAGACCAGGCAGGGCAGGGGCUUUGAAGGCUGAGGCUGGCCCCUCUGCUCCCCCACGGGCCCUAGAGGGGCUACGACUGCCCCCCAUGCCAUGGAAUGUGCCCCCAGAUCUGAGCCCCAGGGUAGUAGAUGGCAUUGAAGACGGCUGUGGCUCGGACCAGCCCAAGUUCUCUUUCCGCAUGGGCCAGUCUGGCCCGGAAUGUAGCAGCAGCCCCUCCCCUGGACCAGCCCCAGCUGAUAACCCCAUCCUACUACCCACAGAGAGUGGCCUGCUCACUGUCCCCCAUGGGCCCAGCGAGGCAAGGAACACAGACACACUGGACAAGCUUCGGCAGGCGGUGAUGGAGCUGUCAGAGCAGGUGCUGCAGAUGCGGGAAGGACUGCAGUCACUUCGCCAGGCUGUGCAGCUUGUCCUGGCACCCCAUAGGGAGGGUCCAUGCCCUAGGGCCUCAGGAGAGGGGCCAUGCCCAGCCAGCGCCUCCGGCCUUUUGCAGCCUCUGUGUGUGGACACUGGGGCAUCCUCCUACUGCCUGCAGCCCCCAGCUGGCUCUGUCUUGAGUGGGACUUGGCCCCACCCUCGUCCGGGGCCUCCUCCCCUCAUGGCACCCUGGCCCUGGGGUCCCCCAGCAUCUCAGAGCUCCCCCUGGCCUCGAGCCACAGCUUUCUGGACCUCCACCUCAGACUCGGAGCCCCCUGCCUCAGGAGACCUCUGCUCUGAGCCCAGCACCCCUGCCUCACCUCCUCCUUCUGAGGAAGGGUCUAGGACUGGGCCCCCAGAGCCUGUGAGCCAGGCUGAGGCUACCAGCACUGGAGAGCCCCCACCAGUGUCAGGGGGCCUGGCCUUGCCCUGGGACCCCCACAGCCUGGAGAUGGUGCUUAUUGGCUGCCACGGCUCUGGCACAGUCCAGUGGACCCAGGAAGAAGGCACAGGGGUCUGAGUACCAGCCCUAGAAUGCAGUGUUGCCAGGCGUGCUGCCAUCUGCUGUUCAGCCCAACCUCAGAGUGAAGACAGGGUGGCGGCCACCCCAUGGACUCCAUGUGGCCCGCUGGCUCAGGGCAGGGAGCCUGGAAGCAAAGGAGGGCCUGGCUCCUGACUCUCAGAGAGGGUGGGCUGGAGCCCUCGGGCAGGCCCCUCCUCAGCCUGCUCCUCUGACCUCCCGGUCUCCCUCUGCAGGCUGGGGGCAGAGGCCUGAGGACAAGGAAGGGCUUUGCCAUCCCGUGCAUGUGCCCCUGCCUCUACCUGUCCCAAAUUUUUAUAUUAAAAAAAUAAUAAUAAAAGAAACUACUUUGGAACUUG
Rhinopithecus roxellana (golden snub-nosed monkey) is the source of this 5329-nucleotide messenger RNA. It is a transcript of the gene KCNH3, whose product is annotated as potassium voltage-gated channel subfamily H member 3. Bases 1866 to 4970 code for a protein of 1034 amino acids. Gene Ontology annotation, biological process: regulation of membrane potential; potassium ion transmembrane transport. The record is from RefSeq and is a predicted model, not a curated record. Gene Ontology annotation, molecular function: voltage-gated potassium channel activity. The transcript has 15 exons. NCBI's taxonomy places the organism in Eukaryota, Metazoa, Chordata, Mammalia, Primates, Cercopithecidae. Gene Ontology annotation, cellular component: membrane.